AUGUCUUUUAACCUGUCAGUGAAGUAUAACAACAGUUCGGUUAUUAAAGAUACAGUAGAUGAUGACAUUGAAGCAUCGCAGAACAUAUCUGCUGGGUUUGGAAUAGCUGGGUUGUGCUUCAUAAUAUUCGGAAUUUUUGGAAACAUUAUCGCUAUUGUUGUGUUGCGACAGAAGCCCAUGCGGUGUCUGGGUACAAAGUUAUUAGUCUAUUUGGCUUUCGUGGAUAUUCUGUUUUUAGUGCUCGGCGGUUUGCGCUCAGUAAACUAUCUUCUUGUUGAGAAAGUUGCCAUAAGGGCAUUAAGUGAACUAAAUAACGUGAUGCGUCCACCUUUUAUGACAGUAUACAUGGCGGAGAUUUACAUGACUUCGUUAAUUACCGUACAGCGGUACGUUUCUGUCACAAAACCGUUAGUGGCGAAAAGGUUGAUGAGCGAGAGACGGCUCGUUAUAAUAAUGGCGGUUCUAGGGGCCUGGUGCGUCAUCUUCAACAUACCACUGUGGUUAGUGUUUUACCCUGUUUUCUACUACAACACUGACAUGAAUAUAACGUGGAUCCGUCACGAUACCUACGUGAUGCCAAACAAUGUCCCUUUUUACGAAUCCACCUUUUACGCUACCGUGUACAGUAGAUACCUCGACUUUAUAUUUCACUUUCUGAUCCCUGUGUCUGCCAUGUUUAUAUUUAAUAUUCUCAUAGUGCGAACAAUCAAACAACAGUUUAGACAGAGUCAGCAGAUGAAAACCCAAUCAGACAACUCCGACAGUCGUCUGACAAUUACGAUCAUUGCUAUAACCACUUCGUCAUUGGUGGCUUCUUUCCCGCACACUGUAGACUUUGCCCUGUUUGAGAUUCUCAACUGGGAAGCCAAGUGUUCCUUGGCGUGCAUUACUUGUGGGCAUGUUGCUAUUCUUUUGGUGACUGUAAACUGUUCUCUCAACUGCGUCUUCUACUGUGUUUGCGGGUCAAAAUUUCGCCAGAUAUGUUGGGGUCUGUUGUGUCCUACAUGA
This is a messenger RNA of Gigantopelta aegis, 1008 nucleotides long. RefSeq names its product FMRFamide receptor-like. The coding region runs from base 1 to 1008 and encodes 335 amino acids. Gene Ontology annotation, cellular component: membrane. Gene Ontology annotation, molecular function: G protein-coupled receptor activity. The transcript has a single exon. The record is from RefSeq and is a predicted model, not a curated record. NCBI's taxonomy places the organism in Eukaryota, Metazoa, Mollusca, Gastropoda, Neomphalida, Peltospiridae. Gene Ontology annotation, biological process: G protein-coupled receptor signaling pathway.